Messenger RNA from Penicillium digitatum Pd1, 339 nucleotides. Lineage: Eukaryota; Fungi; Ascomycota; Eurotiomycetes; Eurotiales; Aspergillaceae. The record is from RefSeq and is a predicted model, not a curated record.
AUGCCGAGUUAUGUGUCGCCUCGCACACAUCAACCCACGCCUCCAAGUCCCUGCCAUCAUCAUCUCCAACCUCGAGUCGGGGCUGGUCUUGCUCUCGUUGCUGCGUUCGACACCAUUAUAGACUUGCAGUACUUUCGUCGCACAUCCCAGACAGCGGACAUGGUGUACCAGGAAAUGAUUACGUGCGGCCCUUACGGACAGGCUUCGGUUGCGCUUCAGGCUUCGGACAAGGCUGUUCAAGCUGGGAGCUUUACAGCGCAUGAUUUCGAUCAACUCCUGACUGCGAGAGCAGCUGGUCUCUUUGCUUUUAUCGGCCAUUUCACCGGUCUUCUUGGAUGA